Molecule: messenger RNA, 1416 nt
Organism: Paecilomyces variotii
Lineage: Eukaryota; Fungi; Ascomycota; Eurotiomycetes; Eurotiales; Thermoascaceae
Product: IPP transferase-domain-containing protein
Exons: 2
Coding region: 1-1416 (471 amino acids)
Biological process (GO): tRNA modification
Cellular component (GO): mitochondrion
Molecular function (GO): tRNA dimethylallyltransferase activity; ATP binding
Source: RefSeq, a predicted model, not a curated record
AUGGCCCCCCUCAUCACCGUCGUCGGUGCCACUGGCACCGGCAAGUCUAAGCUUGCUGUAGAUCUAGCGACCCGUUUCAACGGUGAAAUCAUCAAUGGCGACGCAAUGCAGAUGUAUCGUGGUCUGCCGAUCAUCACGAACCAGAUUCCUGUCGAAGAGAGAAACGGCAUUCCACACCACCUGAUCAGCUGUAUAGGGCUGGAGGAGGAACCUUGGCGGGUUGGCACAUUUAGGAAGGAGAGCCUUCGACUUAUCAAGGAGAUACAGUCGAGAGGCAAGCUUCCCAUUCUCGUCGGCGGGACACAUUACUACACCCAGUCGGUGCUCUUCAAUGAUGCGCUCGUUGGGAACGGAUCAGGCGAUGAGGAUUUUGUUUCCGAAAAGGAAUACACCUCGGCCUCCCAGGCAUGGCCGAUCCUUGAUGCUCCUGCGGAGGUAAUGCUGGAGAAACUGAGGGAGGUAGAUCCCGUCAUGGCAGAGCGAUGGCAUCCGAACGAAACACGCAAAAUCCGUCGGUCACUCGAGAUAUAUUUUCAAACAGGCAAGCCAGCCUCGGAGAUUUACGCGGAGCAGAAGCGUCAAAGACAAGCCUCGUUGCUUGCUGGGAAUGAAAUUGCAGGGAUUGGUGGGGAAGACAGGCUCGACGCUCAGCUCAGCGCCGCCGGACAGAUGCGAUACGACACUCUGAUAUUCUGGGUUCAUUCAGAUAGGGAGAAACUGCGGCCUCGACUGGAUGCGAGAGUUGAUUCGAUGAUCGAAAACGGGUUGAUGUCGGAAGCUCAGACCAUGUCCGAUUAUCUUCAAGAGAAGGCAUCGCAAGGCAUUGCUGUCGACAAAACACGAGGAGUAUGGGUCUCAAUUGGUUUUAAGGAACUGCAGCCUUACUUCGAUGCUCUGCUUGAGGGAACUAUGAGUGAGCAGGAGCUUGAUUCCCUCAAAAGAACUUGCAUUGAUUCUGUCAAAUCGAGCACACGCCAGUAUGCCGUCUCCCAGAUCAAGUGGAUCCGAAACAAAUUAUGGAACGCCCUCGCGGAAGCAGGAAUGUCACAUAGGCUCUAUGUACUCGACGCUAGCGACGUGGAUAACUGGAGGAAAUGCGUCACUGAGCCCUCGGAAAAAGUCACAAUGUCAUUCCUUGGUCAUGAACGCUGUCCCGAUCCCAAGUCGCUCUCAGAAUUGGCGAGAGCCACACUGAGCGCGAAAGAGCAAGCAUCAACGCCGGUUGAAGUCACAAUGAAAUGCAUGACGUGCGAGGUGUGCCAGAAGACGAUGAUAAACGAAGAGCAAUGGAAUGUACAUAUCCAGGGACAUGCUCAUAGGAGAGCUCUCAAAUACGCUGCCAGGAGAGCUCAGAAGGAAGAGUAUUUCAAACAGCGAGAAUUGAUCAAGGAAAAUGGAGUCAAGGCAGAAGAGUAA